UGAGGGGGGACCCAGGCAGCCUGGGCGAGAGGCACCAGCUGAUUUCCGAUGCUCCUGUUGUUGCCUUUGAUUUUGGCAGAACGAUGGUGAGACAGGGAUCGUGCCGAGAUGCAACCCCUCACACUCCCUAUAGCACCCGGCGUGACAAGAGGAGAGUGAAAAGGCAAAGGGAGGGCCAUAUCCAUAUUACUGUGUGGAGAGAGAGAAAAACUCUGAGGAGAGAAAUGGGGGAGAACACACAAGAUGGAACCCCAGGGAGCUGGUUCAAGAUCACCAUUCCCUAUGGGAGAAAGUAUGAUAAGACAUGGCUAAUGAAUUCAAUCCAGAGCCAUUGCAGUGUCCCCUUCACUCCAGUGGAUUUUCACUACGUGAAAAACCAGGCUCGGUUCUUUGUCCAGGAUGCUGGCACUGCCUCCGCAUUGAAGGAUGUCAGCUACAAGAUUUGGGAUGAGAAGAACCGAAAGAUAUCUAUCUUUGUCAAUCCUUCUACUGUACCCUACUCUGUGCGGUAUAAGUUGGAGCCAGAAGAAAUGGAGCAGCUAAAGCUGACCAUAAACAAACGCUAUGACGUCUCCCAGCAAGCUCUUGACCUCCAGAGUCUCCGCUUUGACCCAGACUUGGUGGGCCAUGAUAUAGAUAUGAUCCUGAAUCGAAGAAACUGCAUGGCUGCCACCUUGCAGAUCAUUGAAGAGAAUCAUCCCGAGCUCUUGUCCUUGAACUUGAGCAACAACAAACUGUACGGGCUGGAUGGCCUGUCUGACAUUAUACAGAUGGUCCCCACAGUCAGGAUCCUGAACCUCUCCAAAAAUGAGCUGAACUUGGUGUGGGAGUUAAACAAGAUGAAAGGGCUGGAUCUUGAAGAGCUUUGGCUAGAAGGGAACCCCUUGUGUGACACCUUUCCAGACCAGCCCACCUACAUAAGUGCCAUCAAGGAUUGUUUUCCUAAGUUGUUACGCCUGCAUCCAGGGCCACCUCCCUGGUCUCCACUGCCGACUUCUUCUUCCCUUCUCCAGGAUGGCCAGGAGUUAUCACCACCAGUUAUCACUGAUACUGACACACCCUGCUUGAUAAAGCCCUGCAAGGAAAGCUACAAAGGAUCUGAUGCCCUGAAGAGUCUAGUCCUGCAAUUCCUGCAGCAGUACUAUUUGAUCUACGAUUCUGGAGACCGUCGGGGUCUCCUCGAUGCCUACCAUGAAGAGGCCUGCUUCUCCCUGGCCAUUCCCUCCAGCCCCGAGGACCCAGCCCUAAGCAGCUUGUGCGAGUACUUCAAGGAAAGCAGGAAUAUGAAGAAGCCCAAGGAACCCUCCCUGUGUGUUCAGCCGCUGAAGCAUACAAAACAUAACAUCGUGGGCUCCCUCUGUGUGCUGCCCAAAACACAGCAUGACCUCAGCUCCUUCUUGGUGGACAUGUGGUUCCAGACGGAGAAGGUGCUCUGCUUCUCUGUUAACGGGGUGUUCAAGGAAGUGGAGGGAAAGUCUCAGGGCUCUGUUCGUGCCUUCACCCGGACCUUCAUCGCUACCCCUGCCAGCAAUUCCAGUCUAUGCAUCGUGAAUGAUGAGCUGUUUGUGAGAGAUGCCACCCCCACGGAGACUCAGAGUGCAUUCUCCAACCAAGAGCCUACACUGACCCCCAGCUCCGUGCCCACCCUCUCCCAGGAGCAGCAGAAAAUGGUGCAUGCUUUCUCCACUCAGUCUGGGAUGAAACUCGAGUGGUCUCAGAAGUGCCUUCAGGACAACGAGUGGAACUACACCAGAGCUGGCCAGGUCUUCACUAUGCUCAAGAAUGAGGGCAAGAUCCCAGAGGAGGCCUUCAAGCAAAUCACCUAAAAGGAGCCUUGGGUGUCCACGCCAUCAUUGUUUCUCUUUUGUCCAACCUAAGGCCAUGCCCAUGACUGGGGAUGGAGGCCUGGCUGACCAAGAAAUCAAAAUGACCUUGCAAGCCAGGUAACAUAACCACCUGAAGGAUCAGUUGUUCCAUGUAUUUUCCCCACACACGAUUGCUGUUUAUUUUCAUAAUAAAGAGUUAUGUUGCACG
Zalophus californianus (California sea lion) is the source of this 2034-nucleotide messenger RNA. RefSeq names its product nuclear RNA export factor 2-like. Bases 84 to 1826 code for a protein of 580 amino acids. NCBI's taxonomy places the organism in Eukaryota, Metazoa, Chordata, Mammalia, Carnivora, Otariidae. Gene Ontology annotation, cellular component: cytoplasm; nucleus. The transcript is spliced from 20 exons. Gene Ontology annotation, molecular function: RNA binding; protein binding. Gene Ontology annotation, biological process: poly(A)+ mRNA export from nucleus. The record is from RefSeq and is a predicted model, not a curated record.